AUGGUCAGUAGAGAAACUCCCGCCAGAGGUACCCCUCCACCUCUGGGAAGCAUCGGUAUAGUCUUCACCGACAUUGUCAAAUCGACAAACAUUUGGGAGAAAGACGCCGGUGCCAUGAUCGAGGCCAUGAAACUGCACGAUGACAUGAUCAGGGGCCUCACGGUCGCAAACGAAGGCUACGAAGUCAAGCAAAAUGGCGAUGGCUUCAUGAUCGCCUUCCCGACCGCCACGUCGGCGGUGCAAUUCUGCCUCGACGUGCAGGAACAGCUCUUGGACGAGCGUUGGCCGAAGGAAAUCCUCAAGCUGCCACCUGGCCAGGAAACCAAGGACCCCGAAGGCCACGUCCUGUUCCGCGGCUUGCAACUGAGGAUGAGUGCCCACUGGGGAGAGCCUGUGAGCAAGUGGAACGAAGUGAUCCAACGCAUGGAUUAUCUCGGCCCUGUGGUCAACCGGGCCGCCCGGUUCAUUCAAGUCACGGAGGGUGGCCAGAUCGUGGUGUCAGAGGACUUUCUCCGCCAGCUGCAGAGCGAGUUGGAAACAGCCAAGCAGCAGAACGAGGCCCGGAAGCCGGACCAGGCAACUGAUGGAGAAGGCGAGCACCUCUCCCACAAAACAAACUCUCUGCCAGCGACUUUGGACCUGCGCAGCUUACGUAGCCAUCGAGACCAGAAGAACCUUACACACCAGCAAUUCGAGAUUCGGCCACUGGGAGACUACGAAUUUCAGGGCCUGGAAGACCCUCACAAGCUGUAUUUCAUUGUCCCCUGCUCACUUGGGGGGCGGGUCGACCACUGGCACCAGGUCGCGCAUGUGACGGGGGUGAAGGGCAAUGUUCGCUCACCGUAA
Molecule: messenger RNA, 846 nt
Organism: Fonsecaea erecta
Lineage: Eukaryota; Fungi; Ascomycota; Eurotiomycetes; Chaetothyriales; Herpotrichiellaceae
Exons: 1
Coding region: 1-846 (281 amino acids)
Biological process (GO): intracellular signal transduction; cyclic nucleotide biosynthetic process
Source: RefSeq, a predicted model, not a curated record